Gorilla gorilla gorilla (western lowland gorilla) is the source of this 15443-nucleotide messenger RNA. RefSeq names its product FERM and PDZ domain containing 4 (gene FRMPD4). Gene Ontology annotation, molecular function: protein binding; phosphatidylinositol-4,5-bisphosphate binding. The transcript has 18 exons. Lineage: Eukaryota; Metazoa; Chordata; Mammalia; Primates; Hominidae. Gene Ontology annotation, cellular component: dendritic spine; cytoskeleton. The record is from RefSeq and is a predicted model, not a curated record. The coding region runs from base 734 to 4678 and encodes 1314 amino acids.
CCUUCAGAUCUAGAGGCACACGCAGUGGGUGACAGGAGAGUGCCCCCUCCCCCCGGGCGGGUGGGGGUGGGGAGAGGAGCAGGGACUCGGCUUGGAGAAGGAGGCAGGGAGGCAGCUGCAGUGCUGCGAGGGGUGCGUGCGCGUGUGCCCAGCUCGCCUGCCGUCUCCCGGCUCCGUCUGCGCUCCUCGGUGCGUGGGGCACGAGGGUCCCAGGGCCGGGAAGCCAGAGCAGCACCUCUCGCCCAGGCCUCGCUUCCUCUGGACGCCCGGCAGUCCCCGGGGCUAGAGCGCACGGGGCGGGGCGCGAGACCCGGGCCGCGCUCCCCGCCCCCGCCUCUCGCGCCCUGCCUGGCUCCCUCUCCAUUGAGUUUUCCUGCCUCGGGUGCCUAUCAAUGGUCCUGCUCGGGGAUGCACACGCAGCUCGCGGCCGGAGGGGGGUAGCAGCCGCCGCCUCCAGGUGCAGGUUCUCUCCGGCCGCCGCCGCCACCCGCUGUCGCCGCGACUCGAGCCCCGGGCGCACUGAGGUCUUGGCCAUGGGGCUGCGGAGGCUGCUGUUACUGGCGUGAGAAGGGGCGACGGAGUUGUCGCGCUCGGGGGUCCCCAGCUGCCUGCAUGGAUGUCUUCAGCUUUGUGAAGAUUGCAAAGCUUUCGAGGCACUCUGCUGUUUUAUGAGACAGGCAUUAGUGUCCCCACUUACAGUUAAGGAAACUGAGGCACAGAGCAGUUCAGUGGCAUGAGGUCACACAGCUGCCACAGGACGAAGUCUUCAGGCUGGCCGCCUCCCUCAGGAACCUGGGGCUUGAGCCAGGUGCCGCCCUAUGGAUGGGAGAUGACGGCAAACCGAGAUGGGCGAGACUACUUCAUCAAUCACAUGACACAGGCAAUCCCUUUUGACGACCCUCGGUUAGAGAGCUGCCAAAUCAUCCCUCCGGCUCCUCGGAAGGUGGAGAUGAGAAGGGACCCCGUGCUGGGAUUUGGUUUUGUGGCAGGGAGUGAAAAGCCAGUGGUCGUUCGCUCAGUAACACCAGGUGGCCCCUCUGAAGGCAAGCUGAUCCCGGGAGAUCAGAUUGUAAUGAUUAAUGAUGAACCGGUCAGCGCUGCACCCAGAGAGCGGGUCAUCGACCUGGUCAGAAGCUGCAAAGAAUCGAUACUCCUCACUGUCAUUCAGCCUUACCCUUCUCCCAAAUCAGCAUUUAUUAGUGCUGCAAAAAAGGCAAGAUUAAAGUCCAAUCCAGUCAAAGUACGCUUCUCUGAGGAGGUCAUCAUCAACGGCCAAGUGUCGGAAACUGUUAAGGACAACUCACUUCUUUUUAUGCCAAAUGUUUUGAAAGUCUAUCUGGAAAAUGGGCAGACCAAAUCAUUUCGUUUUGACUGCAGCACUUCCAUUAAGGAUGUCAUCUUAACCCUUCAAGAGAAGCUCUCCAUCAAAGGCAUUGAACACUUCUCUCUCAUGCUGGAGCAGAGGACAGAAGGGGCCGGAACGAAGCUGCUCUUGCUUCAUGAACAGGAGACUCUAACUCAGGUGACACAGAGGCCCAGCUCCCAUAAGAUGAGAUGUCUUUUCCGAAUUAGCUUCGUCCCAAAAGAUCCAAUUGACCUUUUAAGGAGAGAUCCAGUUGCUUUCGAGUAUCUCUAUGUUCAGAGUUGUAACGACGUGGUUCAGGAGCGAUUUGGGCCGGAGCUGAAAUAUGACAUAGCCCUGCGGCUGGCCGCAUUACAAAUGUACAUUGCAACCGUUACCACCAAGCAAACGCAGAAAAUCUCCCUCAAAUACAUCGAAAAAGAAUGGGGAUUAGAGACUUUUCUUCCCUCUGCUGUGCUGCAAAGCAUGAAAGAGAAGAACAUAAAGAAAGCACUUUCACACCUUGUCAAAGCAAAUCAAAACUUGGUACCACCGGGUAAAAAGCUCUCUGCACUACAAGCCAAGGUCCAUUAUCUCAAGUUCCUCAGUGACCUACGAUUGUAUGGGGGCCGUGUGUUCAAGGCAACAUUAGUGCAGGCAGAAAAGCGCUCAGAAGUGACUCUCCUGGUUGGGCCCCGGUAUGGCAUAAGCCAUGUCAUCAACACCAAAACCAAUCUGGUGGCUCUUUUAGCCGACUUUAGCCAUGUCAACAGGAUCGAAAUGUUUUCCGAGGAGGAGAGCUUGGUGCGGGUAGAACUCCACGUGCUAGAUGUGAAGCCUAUCACGCUUCUGAUGGAAUCCUCAGAUGCCAUGAACCUGGCCUGCUUGACGGCUGGAUACUACCGGCUGCUUGUUGAUUCCAGGAGGUCGAUAUUUAACAUGGCCAACAAGAAAAACACAGCGACCCAGGAAACAGGACCUGAAAACAAGGGGAAGCAUAACCUCCUUGGCCCAGAUUGGAACUGUAUACCCCAAAUGACCACCUUUAUUGGCGAAGGGGAACAAGAAGCCCAGAUAACAUACAUAGAUUCAAAGCAGAAGACGGUGGAGAUCACAGACAGCACCAUGUGUCCAAAAGAGCACCGGCACUUGUACAUAGACAAUGCCUAUAGUUCAGAUGGACUUAACCAGCAGCUGAGCCAGCCCGGGGAGGCCCCCUGUGAGGCAGACUACAGAAGUCUAGCUCAGCGGUCCCUAUUGACCCUCUCAGGACCAGAAACUCUGAAGAAAGCACAGGAAUCUCCGAGAGGAGCUAAAGUGUCCUUUAUUUUUGGAGACUUCACCUUGGAUGAUGGUAUUAGUCCCCCAACCCUCGGCUAUGAAACGCUACUAGAUGAGGGUCCUGAAAUGCUGGAGAAGCAGAGAAAUCUCUACAUUGGCAGUGCCAAUGACAUGAAGGGCCUGGAUCUCACUCCAGAGGCAGAGGGCAUCCAGUUUGUGGAAAAUUCUGUUUAUGCAAACAUAGGCGAUGUGAAGAGCUUCCAGGCCGCGGAGGGGAUCGAGGAACCCCUCUUGCACGACAUCUGUUAUGCAGAAAACACUGAUGACGCAGAGGACGAGGACGAGGUGAGCUGCGAGGAGGACCUCGUGGUGGGGGAGAUGAACCAGCCGGCCAUCCUCAACCUGUCUGGGUCAAGCGAUGACAUCAUUGACCUCACAUCCCUGCCCCCUCCAGAAGGUGAUGACAAUGAGGAUGACUUCCUGUUGCGUUCCUUGAACAUGGCCAUUGCCGCACCCCCACCUGGCUUUAGAGACAGUUCAGAUGAAGAGGACUCUCAGAGCCAGGCAGCUUCCUUCCCCGAGGACAAGGAGAAAGGCAGCAGCCUGCAAAAUGAUGAGAUCCCCGUGUCCCUCAUUGACGCUGUGCCCACCAGCGCCGAAGGCAAGUGUGAGAAGGGACUGGAUAAUGCCGUCGUCUCCACGCUGGGAGCUCUAGAGGCUCUAUCCGUGUCAGAAGAACAGCAGACCAGUGACAAUUCAGGUGUAGCCAUCUUGCGGGCUUAUAGUCCUGAGUCUUCGUCAGACUCGGGCAAUGAAACUAACUCUUCUGAAAUGACUGAGAGUUCUGAACUGGCCACAGCACAAAAACAGUCAGAAAACCUCUCCCGCAUGUUCUUGGCCACUCAUGAAGGCUACCACCCCCUUGCAGAAGAGCAGACCGAGUUCCCGGCCUCCAAGACCCCCGCUGGGGGCUUGCCUCCAAAGUCCUCGCACACCCUGGCUGCUAGGCCAGCAACCGACCUCCCGCCCAAAGUUGUGCCUUCCAAGCAGUUACUUCACUCAGACCACAUGGAGAUGGAGCCUGAAACUAUGGAGACUAAGUCGGUCACUGACUAUUUUAGCAAACUGCACAUGGGGUCCGUGGCAUACUCCUGCACUAGCAAAAGGAAAAGCAAGCUGGCCGAUGGUGAGGGGAAGGCACCCCCUAAUGGGAACACAACAGGAAAAAAACAGCAGGGGACCAAAACGGCAGAGAUGGAGGAGGAGGCCAGUGGUAAAUUUGGUACUGUGUCUUCACGGGACAGUCAACACCUGAGCACUUUUAAUCUGGAGAGAACUGCCUUUCGCAAGGACAGCCAAAGAUGGUAUGUGGCCACUGAAGGUGGGAUGGCUGAAAAAAGUGGAUUAGAAGCAGCAACAGGGAAAACCUUUCCAAGAGCUUCUGGUCUUGGGGCAAGGGAGGCGGAAGGGAAGGAAGAAGGAGCUCCUGAUGGAGAAACCAGUGAUGGCUCAGGACUUGGUCAAGGGGACCGCUUCUUAACUGACGUGACCUGUGCAUCUUCAGCCAAAGACUUAGAUAACCCAGAGGACGCUGACUCAUCCACCUGCGACCAUCCUUCCAAGCUUCCUGAGGCUGAUGAGAGUGUGGCCCGCCUUUGUGACUACCACUUGGCCAAGCGGAUGUCAUCGCUGCAAAGCGAGGGCCAUUUUUCUCUGCAGAGCUCCCAAGGCUCUUCAGUGGAUGCAGGCUGUGGCACAGGCAGCAGUGGCAGUGCCUGUGCCACACCCGUGGAGUCACCGCUCUGCCCCUCCCUGGGGAAGCACUUGAUUCCUGACGCUUCUGGGAAAGGCGUGAAUUACAUUCCUUCAGAGGAGAGAGCCCCUGGGCUUCCCAACCACGGAGCCACCUUUAAGGAACUGCACCCACAGACAGAAGGGAUGUGUCCACGGAUGACAGUGCCUGCUCUGCACACAGCCAUUAACACCGAACCCCUGUUUGGCACAUUGAGAGAUGGAUGCCAUCGGCUCCCCAAGAUUAAGGAAACCACAGUGUAGCUUUGACAGAGCCUGGGAAGGAGAGACGAGGAGGCAUGCCUUCAGCUUGGUCUCAACAUCCUGAAGCUGAUCCCAUCCUGCUACCAUCAAACAUUCACUCGGAAUCAAAGGUGCCAAUUCCAAAUCAAGACCCUAAUGAUUUCUCCCAAGCAAAUCAGGCAUACGGAGAGGCUGUGAGCUGGCGGCCACCGGAUCUGAGAGGGGGGAGCCUCAGGACACCCCCCAGCCAGAAGGCUCUGAGACAUAGCAGCAGUAUCCUCUCCGGAUCUGUCGAUUUGGAGACCUUCCGAGAGAGAACCAAGGGUGCAGUCAGCUUAAAGUGUCCAGGCAUCACAGAAGCACAGGAGGCCAGUUCUGAAAGGCGAGCAGAACUCCCCCUGGGGAGGAAGCUCACCAAAAGUUUUUCCCAAAGCUCAAUGCACUUGAGCUCUGAGGGGAGGUUUCACAAAAGGUCCCCAGUGGCUCAUAAAGACUCAAAGCUGUAUAGGACAUUACCCUUGCGGAAGCUGGAGGGCAGCAAUUGGAGAUGCCGGGGACCCUUCAGCUAUUGCUUCCUGAACCGAGGGCAGGAUGAAGAUGGUGAGGAAGAAGAGGAGAGGGGAGAGGCCACCGUCCAGGUCUCUUGCCUCUAUAGACCACAGAUGACUCAAGCCAUGCCAGAACCAAGCAGCCCAUGCCUGGCUGUGGCGAUUCAGAAGCAACGAGGGGAGCUAUCCAGAGGGUCAGUGCUGAAGGUCUGGGCAGAAGACCUGCGAGACCCGGAUGACUUGGACUUCAGCAACCUGGCUUUUGAUGCCCGGAUUGCUAGAAUAAAUGCCCUAAAGGAGAGCACAUAUGCAAUGCCUGAUGGGUUCCUUGCAGCCCAAAAUGAUGCCAAUGAGCUGCUCUGUCUCGUCAGGGCAACCAAGGAGAAGAGAGAGGAGUCACGCCCUGAAGCGUACGACCUUACACUUUCUCAGUACAAGCAACUGUUAUCCAUUGAGUCCAGACAGUUGGGAAGUGCCUGUAGGAAAAUGGCGAUGGCUGAGAAAAGCCCGGAGGAGAUGCUCCUAGCUAUGACUUCCAGCUUUCAAGUGCUCUGUUGCCUAACAGAAGCUUGCAUGCGAUUAGUUAAAGUCGUGAACUCAGAAACACAGCGGCAGGAAAUUGUAGGGAAGAUCGAUGAAGUGGUCAUAAAUUACAUUUGUCUACUGAAAGCUGCCGAAGCAGCCACUGGAAAGAACCCUGGGGACCCUAAUGUUGGACUCUCGGCGCGACACUCAACCACCAUGGCCGCUCUCGUAAGCACACUGACACGUUCUCUCAAGAGGCUUUUAAACAAAUAAAUAUGGAAGUCACGUCAUAAUCUACCUUUGCAAAGCCAUACAUGAACUUUUAUUUACUUUGUGUGUAUGAUGAACAGAUGUCUCCUUUCUUCUCUCUGUAUAUUUUGUUAUUUUAUAUAAAAUAGGAGAUAAAAGUCACAUUGAUGAAAUGUUGAAAUGUACUAAUCAGAUGUAUUCUGUUUAUAUUAUACAUAUAUAUACACGUAAAAGAAAUGUCCAAGAAAGUGAUGACAUUUGGCUAUUUUUCAUAUAGUUAAAACUCCAGGUAUAUGAUGUGAAAUUUUAAAUUCUACCAUGUUAGAGCAAAACAAUGAAUCCUAUCCCCUUUCUUUCCAAGUAGCUACUUGGAAACCAUAUCAUUCAUAUUUAGAAGUAAAACACAAAACAAAAAAGAGAGAGAAAAGAAAAGAAAUCACAAUGUAUAUAAAACAGUACUUAUGUUUUAAAAUUAUGAUUUUUAAGCAUUGGAAAUAGCAAAAAGACGUUUAAAAUUCAAGAAGCUAUUAUGAAUUACUAGAGAAUAUAUCUGUAAUAAAUUAAUUUUUUGCUCAUAGUAUUUGGUUACUGGAUGCUUUCUUCCAAGAAUCCCACAUAUUUAAUUUGGGUUUUUGCUAUUGGGGCUACAAAUUGGUGGGGAUGGAUUCUACUGUGUCAGCACAAAUGCUCUUCACAGUGUUUCUAGCAUUUAAAAAACUUCCCAGGGAGAAGAACAGAGGGGAUGAUGGGCAGUUUCCUAGGUAAUACCUAGAGUUAUAGAAUAUCUCAUUACAUAAAAUGUAUGGAAUUAAUAAUACCAAAAUUAAUUAUUUGAUGGAAAGAUCUGCUUUGACUAAAUGUCAAAAAUCUGCAAACCAAAGACAUUAUCUUCCCCUCACCCCAACUCAACUACGAAACUUAAAAUUCCCUUUAGAGUGAUAGGACAUUUAGUAAAGUAUUUGCAAACUUAAAAAAAGGAACAUUUAAUGAUCAUCAAAAUUAAGUACAGAUUCAGUAAUGUAGACCAGACCACACACCAGCACCUGUGAGUCUCAUCUCAGAUCACAGCUCUCAGCAUAGGGCUUCAUGCAUCACCGCCUCUACAGAGGCUAAGGCUGCCAAUCAAAUUUGGAAUUAUAGCGUAGUACUGGGACAAAAUCUCAAAUCUUGGAUGUUCCAGAAAAUCAGGGAGAGAUGGCUACUGUAAUCAUGGGAGCCAUGAGUAAAUAGUUAAGUAUUUAUUAAAUAAAUACUUAAUCUGGAUUGGCUGAUAAAAAUAUGAAAUCUGAAAAAAAAAGAAAGAAAUGGAAGUGGUAUAUUUGACCAGUUCAAGUGAAACCAAUGGAAUGCAAAGAACUUUCCAGGACUGUCACAUCUCUAAAAGUACCCUGCAGUCAUAAAAUAAAAUCGAUAUGUAUAUAUGUAUUUCCUGGGUCAUUCAGUGCUCAAGUUACAUGCACUCCUACUUAGACAGGUGGCUCCUUAAGAACAUGAUGGGAGUACACCAGGUGCAAAUAUUUCUACUUUUGUAGCCUGCUGAGAGGGAGGCAUAACACAGUCCACAAUUGCAAUCUCUCUCUAGUCAGCCAUUCCACAGGGACUCAACAACAAAAGCCACACGUGGUUAUGGAUGGCAGCAAAGGAAAGGAGUUUAGGCGUGUGUUAUUAUAAAUAAUGUUUAACUAAAUAAUAAAACAUUAUUUCACUACAAUUAUAAUUAUAAAUAUUGGUGUUUUGAUAUUGAGAGAUAUUAGUGGUGUUUACUGUGGAAAAUCUUAGUAAAUAUCAUUCUGUGUACUAAAAUCCUAACCUAUUAGUAGGAUGUGUGCCCUAUGUCAGACAGUGUGCUAAGCAUAUUAACUAUAUUAUCUCAUUUAAUCAUCACAACAAUCUGCUGGUUUGGACACUAUUCUCUCUGGAGGCAAUAUGGAUGAGUUGUUACGGAUAUGGGGUUUGGGGUCAGAAACAUCUUGAUUUAAAUUUUGACUCUGCCAUUUUCUAGCCCUUUUAUGUUGGGAAAGCUACUUUUUCUAGUCUCAAUUUCCUCAUAAUAAAAUGAAAAUCAAUUAUAAGAUCGAUUUCCAUAGGGUUGUCAUGAGUUUUGAGUAAAAAUGUGUAUGUAAAGUUCUUACCACAAUACCUGGCAGAGAGUAAGUAUUCAAUUAAUGUUAGCUAUUAUUAUCAUCAUAAUCGUUGUGUUAAAUAUAUUGCCCAAGAUAAUAUGUGGGGGAAUGUUUGUUUUAUAUGCAUAUUGUAUCCUGACUGUGUGCAGAACACAUUAUGUGUAUUGCAUAUAUGUAAAAGAAGUGUACAAGGAAGUGACCAUCCUUGUUCAAGUCACAUAUCUAGUUAGAACAACUUCCCAGUCCGUUGGAGUUCUUUGAGAAGCCUCAGGGAAGUAGCUCUGGGUCCUUCUAAUCAACCUCCCAUUACUGCGCCAGUAAGUUUCUGUUUCUUAUAAAUAAACUCUUUGCUAUUCAGAAAACCUCAAGGGGCCCCCACAUUCACUAAGCAUGGGGCUCCUAACUGGGGUCCAGGUCCAUAGAGUGUAAGAAGAACAUAUUAGAACAAUACUUGUGCUUAUUUUUAUCUAGCUUUUUUAUGUUUGUGUAUGUUUUAUAAUGGCAUAAUAGUACAAUGGUACAUGUACAUAAUUUUAAAUAAAUAAAUGAAUGAAUGAAUAAAUAAGCAUAUGCCUGGUGCAUGCAUGUGACAAUAUUGUCGCAGGUAGGGUUGCAUUCACUGAAAUCUGGAGAGCACUGAACUGGAGAAUAAACCUUCCUUAUACUCACGGUUCUUUACGUUUAGUCCCCAGUCUACUUUGCCAAGUUUAUCUCCUACCAUUUUCAUUAAUCUUUUAUCACAAAUCUUUCAAACAAAAGUAGACACAAUUGUAUGAAUUCAUGUGGACUCAUUACCUACCGAUUCAUGUCUAAUCUUAUUUUCUGUAUUUCUACCCACCUCCUCUCCCACUGUAUGAUUUAGAAGCAAGUCCCAGACAUCAUAGUGCUUAGCCCAUGAAUAUUUCAGUAAGAAUAUCCUGUGAGAACUUUUAAACAUAACCAGAGUGACGUUUUUGCAUUUUAAAAAUUGGGAAUUCCUUAAUAUUAUCAAAUAAACAUUACAGAAAUAAAUGAUGGAGAAAGUAAUAAUCCCCUUAAACCCAACUUCCAAAGAUAACCAUUGUCCACAAUUUAGGGGCUCUUCAUUCCAUCCUUUACUGUAUUAUAUAGUAAAGUUAUUUGUAUUUUAUUUGUUUAUGAGCUUUGCUUUUGGCUCAGAGAGUUGUUCUGACCACAGUUGCCCUUGUACCUAAGUGUCAGUCCCAGCAUAUUUCACAUAAGUGAAUUCGUCAGAAGGGAUAUGAGUGAUGUGGAAGGACAGAGUGCUCAGAUCAACAACCACACAGCAUUAGCUUCAAGAAAAAAAAUCAAAAAAUGAAUGCAAUUGCCGAGACAUUAAAAUUAGCACAGAUCCCACUAACCUUAAGCUCAGCAGAAAUUAGUCUAAUCACAAACGAAAUUAUUUUCCAGAAAAGCCUGAAAUCACUAGCUAUAGCAAUACUACAAUGGCUCAAUUCCUUUUGCUAUAAAUUUUAUCUUUCAUUAUGAUUUCUCUUAGGAAAGAAAAUCUUCAUUUGUUUAUGUUCUGCUUUCAUAUAGUUCUAAAUGCCAGUAAUUAAUUCUCUGAAUGUUACUUCUGAGUGACCCAGGACAGUGCUCUAAUUUAUCCUGCCUGGAUUAUCCUUGAUUUGGCAGUUGGGGCGGGGCUGUUUUUCCUUUUGACUGGUUAUCACCCUUCAAAAUUGUGCAACUUUUUGAAAUGGAAAACAAAUCACCUAUGUUCAGGUAAUUCCUUAUGUUUUCCAAACAUUUAGAAACCUUCAUGGGGAUCAAAAUACAUUAAUAUUGCCAGGCACAGUGGCGUGUGCCUGUAAUCCCAGCUACUUGGGAGGCAACACGGAAAGACUUCAUUUCAAAAAAAAGAAAAUAAAAAGACUAAAAACAGAAGGAAAAAGUUGCAUCAAUAUUACAUUGUCUGUAACCUGAUUUUGUCUUUGCUUUGAAAGUGGUCAAUUUUGAUUUGUGUAGAUAGCGAUGUGUGUGUGUGUGUGUGUGUGUGCGCGCGCAUGCCUAUGGGUCUGUAAGACCAGCUAUCAGUUUGGUUUUAUAGAUUUCAGUACUAGCUCCCCCUCUAGCAAUGCAAAAACUACGAAAAAUAAAUUUGUAUGUAACAUCCCAAAUCUUCUUUUAAAGUCAGGUUGCAGCAAUAGCUUUUCAGCUUUGACAGAUCAAAGAUUAAGAACCUCGCCUUUUGAAGUGAAUUUUUAUUCAUAACAAUUUGAAUAUCAUUAAAUUGGAUACUUUUUAUUUAUUCCACCUAUACCCUGGCCACCCAUCUCACUUUUUAAUUCCAAAGCCUAUACAUAGAAAAUCCACAGAAGAACAAUCUGUAUCUCUAUCAAAUAUUUGUUGCUACUCAAAAUAAUGGAAUGGCUUAAAUCCUACAUCACUGAAAGAAAUAGAUAAUCAAAUAUCCAAAGUAACUUACUGCACCAUUCAACUUCAAAUUAACCAGCUGCCUUCCGUGAAACUGUCUAUAUUUAUCAAUGCAUCUUAAUUUUCUAUUACACAUUAAUUUCAAAGCACUGGGUUUUGGGGUUUUUGUUUGUUUGAGGUUUUUAUUUUUUCAUUCUUUGUGUUAAUUCACAUUUUCUACUCUAAAGCCUGGACCAAAAUUCUGUGCCAUUUGUGGCAUCAUCAUUCACCACUAUAGGCAGAAUUCACUUUGGUAGUGGAUGUAUGUGGGAUUGGUGGAAUUUAGCUUUCUUGGUAACCUGCAGCCAUGUAAUAUUCCUGCUGUUUUCAUUUUGAUUAGUUCCCAUUUCCUAACUUGCUUUUUCAUUAAUGAUUCAUGAUUUCUUCCUGCCUCCCACUUAAAGGAAGAUGGAUCCAUUUUUUCACUCAUUCAUUCACCAGCUAUUAUUAACUUCCUAAUCUAGGCAGACAUCGUCCUAAGUGCUACAGGUGGGUACGAUGAUGAAUAUGACUGACAUUGUCCCUGCCAAAGAUGGAGCGCCUAUUCUAGAAUUGGCAAAGCUUUUUCAUUCCUCAAGAAAGUAGAGGUUCAGACUGAGUUAGCAUUACAGGCCGCCUUCCUUUGCAUGGUAGUGCAGGACUGGGAAAGUGACCAUGCAAGCUGAAACUCUGCAAAGCAAUCAAUAAUCAAUGAGAAAAAUUAUACCUGUUCCAUGACCUACAACAAUUUUUGUCAAAACUUACAUACUCUCUUAUUGUCAGUUAUUAAUGUAUAGGGACAUGAAAAAGUGCAGUAAAAUUGAUAUUUAUUUAGUACACAGUAAUUUAAACUAUUAGAAACCUUGAGAAUUAAACUGGAUCUUUUUUGUAAAAAUUUAUCAAGAGGAGUUUGAACAGUGCUUGCCUUCUUUUAUUCAUCAUAUAGCUUAAUGAUAUAGAUAAGCAUUCUUCUUCUAUGCCUUUGGCAAAUUGUCAAAGCUUCCCAUAUUUUAUCAUUUGUGUUUUUAUUAUUGUGAAAUAUCUCCAAGAGUUCCUUUCAUGUGAAGUGUUUUUUUUUUCCAGUGUCACUUUCUCUGAGACAGCUUCAUCCUUUUCCUCAUAACUUCUCCCCUUAUUUAUGUUGAUGCAUGUACCUUCACUGCAUCUCUCUGGUGGCACAUCUACAGUCUCAAAUGAGGGCAAUGUCAUUCCCACUGUCAGCUACUUCUUUGAUGAUUCCAUUGAUGUCUUAUUUUAAUUUCACUUCUAGUGUUAUCACUUUUGUUUCUUUGUUGCACUUUCAUCUUUGUUGACCAGUUCUCUCUAUCAAUGCUCCAAUUUUAUUAAAUGUUACAUGGCCUUAUCACAUGGGGGAAAACAAAAGAAGGCAGCACAUCUACUUGCUUUUUGCUGUGUGUGCAUGAGCUGAAUAACAGACCAAUCAGUGGCAGACUUGGAAAGAAGUAAUGCAAUUGGUUGCUGACCAUCAUGCACACCUUUUAUUUGUGUAGUGAUUUUUGGAUUGAGCAGCUAAUGGCAAACUUUGUGCUUUAUGCAAUUCAGUUAACAUAUCAUGGUAACUGAAAUUUAAGCUAUGUUGUUGGGGACUGGUAGAUUAGCAAAACCAUGGUAACUGAAAUGUAUGCAUAUCAGGACCAUGAAUAAUGAGGACUAAAUGUGUAGCAUUCAGCACUGUUCAAUAGAACUCUCUGUGAUGAUGGAAAGUGUCUAAAUCCUUGAUACUCAAUAUGAUAACAAAUAGUCAUAUGUGGCUGCUGAGUAUUCCCAAUGUGGCCAGUAUGACUAAGGAAUCAAAUUUUAAACUUUAUAUAAUUUAAUUAAUUGAAUUUAAACAUUCACACGUAGCUAUUGUCUACCACAUUGUACAGUGCAGUUCUAGCGGGCAAGCAGAUAAAAAGAGUGAAAAAUAAACAGAAUGAGAGAUCGCAGCAAGUUCUGGGAGGGAACAUUAUAGGCUUCUGAGGAAGAAAUCACAUAUAAGUCAGGGAUUUGCCUACAAUUUGGAGAAAGGAACUAACUCUGAUCAGUCAGUACACAUGACACUCAUUUCAUAUAGACCCUGCUAAAGAAAUUUAAAUGAUAUAUGCAAUAGAGAAAGUUGCAGAUAAAGACUUUCCUUCAUUAGACCAUGAGCUUGACUUAGCCAAAACCAUUUUUUUGGCCCCAAGUCCUAGGUGGAAAGACAACUGAGCAUCUUCUUAAAAAUUAAAACAUACACACACAUACAUAGACUCAAAUACACUCACUUGUUCUUAGCCUUUGCAUGUCUUACAUGAUGAUAUGUGAUUUGCGUGGAUAAUUAGUUCUUCCCCAAGAUUUGAAAAUCUGCUGUAAAAUGUUGGCUAUACAUUAGUUUGUGAAUUGUUGACAAAGGCAUUGGAGAGUGUGAAGUGUGGUGGCAAAUACUGACCUAACAGCCAACAUAGUGGUUGUUCCCUAAAACAUGUCCUUCCCAACACAGUCUGAGCUCACACCAGCACUCAGCUCAGAGCCUAAGCUUUCCUCUGCUUUUUCUCCCAUCUUUCUACCUAUUCUUGGUCCCAAUUUCCUUCUUGGUUGGGUUUCAAGGCUGUUCCCAAGUCCACUCAGAUGUGGCCCAACAUGUUCUGCAGCCUAAAAUAUAAAUACUGUAUAGGGUAGAAAGGAAUAAAGGAAGAGGUGAGGCUCACAGUUUUGUGAAAGCCAAUUUAAAUUUAGUAUUCAAUAUUCUUUAUUUCUUCCCUCUGUCUUCUUUCCCCUCUUUGUCUUCCCUGACACUCCCCCCACCCCACCUCUCUGUAUUAGUUUCCUGUUGCUGCAUGACAAAUUAACACAAAUGUAGUGACUUACAACAACAAGCAUUUAUUAUCUCAUAGUUUCCGUGGGUCAGAAGUCUGGGCACAGCCUAACUGGCUCAGAAAGGUUGCAGUCAAGGUUUCAGCUGGGCUGCAUUCUCAUCUGAAGGCUUGGCUGGGUGCAAGUCUGCUUCCAAGCUCAUUCAAAUUGUUGGAGUAACCCAUUUUCUUGAGGGUGUAUGACUGAAGUCCUGGCAUUUUACCAGCUGGAGACUAGAGGCCACCCUCAGGUCAUGGAAGCUGCUCACAGUUCCUUGCCACAAGGGCACCUUUAACAGGGCUGCUUAUGUUAUCAAGCCUAUGAGGAGAAUCCAUUACCUCAGGGAGGGCCCAGUCCCUCCUUUAAGGAUUUUCACCUGAUCAAGUCAGGUCCACUUAGAAUAAUCUCCCUCUUGAUUACCUAAAAAUUAACCUAUUGGGACCUUAAGUGCAUUUCCAAAAUUGCUUCACCUUUGCCAUAUGCUAUUGGCUAGAAGCAAUAGCUUCCUGCCCACACUCCAGGGGAGAGGAUUGUACGGGGCAUGAACACCAAGGGGCAGGAAUCGUGGGGGCCACCUUAGGGUCUGUCCUCCAUGCCCACCAAGGCUCUUCCCCCAGCUACAGAUCCAACGGAUCACAUAUCACAUAUUCCUCUAGAUAGAUGAAAUAGUAUAAUUUGAAAUACCGACUUGAAAGGUUUUCAGGACCCACAGCCCUAAUGUGAGUCAUUAAAGGCCAUACGGGAAACCUUCAGCCUUCUCUGCCCUGGCCCAGGUCCAUUCUCUAGAUAUAUUUCUGUAUUAACAUGCCAAGUUGCUCCGGGGAUGGAAACUCCAAUAAUUAUGAUGUGCUGACCUGUGCAGGUCAGGAUUUUAUUAGUGCUAAGUCCAUAGGUGAGCUUCUUGUGACAAUGGGACUUUUUUCAUUGCACUCAUUUUAGUCAAGUUAUGACUUCAGGAUCAGGUUAUAUAGAAUAAUUCAACUAGCAGAUAAAUUGUUAAAUAUGCUGAACUUUAACCAGCAUAACCACACCCUUCUCAAGUAUUUAUGGGGCAGGAGGAUGAGGUGGGCUCAAGUCACUUGCUCCUAAGUUAUUCAUCUGGAAGCAGAGCCCAUGCAUUCAAGUUCAACUCCCCAACAUGCCCCACUUGGAACUCCUCACCACAGUACCCUGAAAGGAUGCUAUUCCCUCCAUGUGUGGUCCAGCAAAGAUAAGUAUGGAACAGGACUCAUUUCUUUCUAGAUUCCAUGACCCUUUAUUCUCUUUAUUUUCCAAAGCUAUAUAAAGCUAUAUUGUUGAACAAGUGCUGGCAAAGAUGUGGAGAAAAGGAAACCCUUGUACAUUGUUGGUAGGAAUGUCAAUCAGUACAACCACUAGCGAGAACAGUUUGGAGGUUCUCAAAAAAGCUAAAAAUAGAGCUACCAUAUAAUCCAGCAAUCCCAUUGCUGGUUAUAUACCCAAGAGAUCUGCACUCUCAUGUUUGUUGCAGCUCUGUUCACAUUAGCCAAGAUGUGGAAGUAACCCAAGUGUUCACCAACAGAUGAAUGGAUAAAAAAAAAAUGUGAUACUUAUACACGAUGGAGUACUAUUCAGCCAUAAAAAAGAAUGAGAUCCUGUCAUUUGCAACAAAAUGAACAGAACUGAAGAUCAUUAUGUUAAGUGAAAUAAGUCAGGCACAGAAAGACAAACAUCACAUAUUCUCACUUUUUUGUGGAAUCUAAAAAUCAAAACGAUUUAACUCAUGGAGAUAGAGAGUAGAAGGAUGAUUACCAGAGACUGGGAAGAGUAGUUGGGGGGAUGCCUGAGAGGGAUGUGGGGGUGGUUAAUGGGUACAAAAGAAUAGAAAGAAUGAAGAAGACCUACUAUUUGAUAGCACAACAGGGCGACUAUAGUCAAUAAUAAUUUUACUGUACUUUUUAAAAUAACUAAAAGAGUAUAAUUGGAUUGUUUGUAACUCAAACGAUAAAUGCUUGAGGGGCUGGACACCCCAUUCUCCAUGAUGUGAUUAUUAUGCAUUGCAUGCCUGUAUCAAAAUAUCUCAUGUACCCCAUGAAUAUAUACACCUACUAUGUACCCACAGAAAUUAAAAAAUAAAAACAUUUUUAAAAGCUA